AGUGAUCACGUGUUGUCCACUAGGAUCCGCUGAAGUUGGAGAAAAGUUUGACAAGCCUGAAGACCCCGCAGAGAGGAAAAGAAGAGCUAAAACCCCCGGAAAAAGACAUAUUAUCGAUCAUUUUUCUUAUUAUUAUACACGAUGCAAAACGUCGCCCAGAAAGUUCUCGCUUCGGGAUUCAUGCUUGACUUGGGACCUCUGAAAGAACCGUUGGCAUUCAUACGUUUGCUAGAAUGGGUGUUCUCCAUAUUUGCCUUUGCUACGACUGGAGGUUACAGCGGCACCACCAGCAUCAACAUCCAGUGCCAUGGGAGUGUCAGUGAAGAAAUAAAAGCAGACUUUAACUACCCAUUCAGGUUGAUGCAGCAUCCCUAUAAAGUUCCUGACUGCAUAGUCAACCAAACCAAGACUACUGAGUACUUUCUGACUGGAGACCACGCAUCCUCUGCACAGUUUUACGUCUGUAUCGGAGUGUUUGCCUUCCUCUACGCCACUGCCUCACUAGUCCUCUACUUGGGCUACCAGCACAUGUAUAGAGACUCCAGUCGUGGCCCCACUGUGGACCUCUUGGUGACUGCCGCCUUUGCCUUCCUGUGGUUGGUAUCAUCCUCUGCCUGGGCGAAAGGCUUGUCUGAUGUAAAGUGGGCCACCAGUCCUGCAACCCUUGUAACUUUGAUUAAGGUUUGCAGUGGUGCCGGUAACAAGUGCACCCCGGGGGCAGUGCCUCACAUGGGCCGACUAAAUGCCUCUGUGAUUUUUGGUUUUCUUAACCUCAUCCUGUGGGGAGGCAACUGCUGGUUCAUCUACAAGGAAACUCCUUUCCACAAAUCAGCCAACCAGCCUGCCGACGUGGAGGGGGGCGUCCAGCCGUCGUAACCGCACCGUCAGCUUCCUCUUUUCAAACUUGUCCUACUUGUAGUGUUAAUAAAUGAGUCAUUUUGGUACUAAUUGUUGAGAAAAAUACUGUAGACAACAAGGCAUAUAUUUCCAAAACUUACUGUGCCUUUUUUGCUAAGUAAUUUUAUAUUUAGGGCUGUUUUAUUUCAAAAACAUUUAGGAGAGAAACAAAAUGUUAGUUGUUUAUAGGCAAAUCUAUACAGGAAAUUGUAGCAGCGAAUAUCACACUCAUAGAUUCUCAGUUUGUAUGUUUUAACAUAUUUAUACCCACGUUUCCAAAGCAAAGUAUUUCAAUUCAAAUGGUGCUGCAGAUGUGGCUUAAUUGGUGUUAAAUAAGAAUGAAGUAUCGCUUUAUCAACCGCCAAUAGUAUUUCUGUACCACAAAACUUUUCUACCUUCAAAAAAAAAAACCUCAGGGCUGUUAAGUGUAAAAAACAAAACAAAAAAUGGCUAAUUAAUAUAAUAUACUUGAAGUGCAUUUUGUAAACGCAAGUCUAGACACAAAAUCAAAUUUUAGUCCAAUCCUAAAAUGUAAAGAAGCCAUAAAAAUUGUAAAAAUAAAUUAAUAUUAAAUAGUUGUUCAUUGGAAAAUGAAUCCAGUUGCCAUUAUGAGAUUAUUUAUAAUCGGUGAACGCAGUUUUACUGCAUUUUUUUGGGCUGUGUAAUGCCUCGUCAUCUCACUGUGGAAGGUUAAAUUCAGUAUUUUAGCCCAACAGCUAAACAUUAUGUUGAAUGUAGCGGAUAUAUCUGUCUAAAGCAGGUUCACGCUUUAUGAAUAUGUUACGUUUAAAACUAUUACACUUAUUAGGGCAGAAUUUUUACACUUUUUCUCCUGGAUGUUUAGAAUGUUUUAAAUAAAAACUGCAGCAAGGUCCUACAGUCUCAAAGCCAACGUACUUUGAAUUUUAUAGCCUUAUCUAGUGCUCGGUAACAAUUGACUGAUGUCUAACCUGUUACAUAUUAACUGUUUUUCUUGCUUUGCUUCUACCUCCACUUUGUUACAAGACAAGCAAGCUGUUUUUUCUACUACUGCCAUUAUUAUAAUCAUUUCCUACUUUUUAAAUUGCCUUGCUUGAUCCACAGUUUCUAGUUUGUUUUGACCACUGUGUUGAUAAAAGUGUCACAUAGAUGAGACUGGAGUUCCUGUUACAGUUCAGGAAGAUACUGCAUGAACAUGAAAUGCUCUGCAUUAUUAAAAGGAAGAACUGAAAUUGUUACAA
Molecule: messenger RNA, 2117 nt
Organism: Centropristis striata (black sea bass)
Lineage: Eukaryota; Metazoa; Chordata; Actinopteri; Perciformes; Serranidae
Gene: sypl2b
Product: synaptophysin-like 2b
Exons: 6
Coding region: 142-876 (244 amino acids)
Cellular component (GO): synaptic vesicle membrane; synaptic vesicle
Source: RefSeq, a predicted model, not a curated record